This is a messenger RNA of Aspergillus pseudonomiae, 2134 nucleotides long. RefSeq lists its product as uncharacterized. The transcript has a single exon. The record is from RefSeq and is a predicted model, not a curated record. Gene Ontology annotation, molecular function: protein binding. The coding region runs from base 326 to 1750 and encodes 474 amino acids. Lineage: Eukaryota; Fungi; Ascomycota; Eurotiomycetes; Eurotiales; Aspergillaceae.
GAGUGCCCAUGUGGUGUCCCAAAAAGCAUCUGGCGAUUUAGGACUUCCAUAGCAAGGUCAUAUAUGAGAUCGGCUGUUAAUUGUUAUGUAUUCAAGCCACGGAUGCUAACGUAGUUGACGUAGUUAGCGAAUUGUAUAAAAAAUCCUUUUUCAUAUCAGUAGCGCACGGUCACCAGUCGAUCAACGGAGACCACCGUAAAUGUACGUUAAUUAACAUGAACAACCACAAGCCGGCGGUAAAUUUACCGGUAAUGCUGACAGUCAAGUUUUGUUCGCGAUCUGUUUGAACUCUGUUUACCGAUCGCCUGAAUUCGCUGCGUUGAAGAUGGAUCGUCUACCGGUAGAGAUUCUCCUGUCCAUCAUCCAGGAAAUUCCCAACGCACGAGACCGACUGAAUCUAGUCCAGACAUGUCGGCGCUGGCGUGCCUUAUUCCUGAGAAUUGCUUUCUGCUCGAUCCGCCUCGAAUGGCUUCAGCUUCGGCGUCUGGCCGUGGCGGCCCUUGCCAACCCGGUCAUCAGGUCCUCCAUCCGCAAUAUUUCGAUGGAGAUCGCCGCAAGGGAAGGUUCACCGAGCGCAUUAGGCUCGGCAGUUCAGAACUUGAUAGAUCUCAUCAGCGAGUCGCCCGUAGAAUAUGAUGCAUGGCAAAAAGCGCUCUCCAAAAACCAGGGUGAAACGUGGAUUGCUCUUCUAAUGGCUAUUCUCCCUAACCUAACUGCACUUUCAGCGCAACAUGGCCACCCCGCAGGCUGGAUCACCCGGAUUGUUGCGAAGGCUGCGUGGAAGCAAUUGCCUUUCGAUCCCAGCACUCUCCCGGCCUUGCAGCGAUUAGAAAAGCUCGACCUUACCUGGCGUGGUCUUUCCACAGUUCUGGGCCACCGCGAAUACCUCCCCUUGUUCCACUUGCCUUCCCUUCGCACUUUGCGACUGGGGCCAGUACAGGAGCUUCACUCCCCCUACAAUGCAGCGGACCACCCCGCCUUCCUUCCAGUCCCAGGUACGUCGCCGGUCGAGGACUUAGUCAUGGACUUCGUUUGCAACGGAAGGCAUGGGAUGGCCGAUUUCAUUACCUCCUGUGCCAACCUUAAGCACUUUGUAUACCAGCAUACGAACAACAUUACCUGGGUUUCCCGACAGGACGAGGAGGAUUUGGCGGGUGUAGACGCUAGCUUUCGGCCUUGGUGCUUCCAUGAGGCGCUCCAAACACAGAAGCACAGCCUGGAAGUUCUCCACCUGAAUGACCUGGGGGAGGCUUCCACCCCUCGGCGAAGUCAUCUGUAUAGAGAAGCUGUCGAUACCAUCUCGCAUGAUCGGUGGUUCGGGUCGCUGGUGGACUUUCGCAAGCUGUGGCAUCUACGCAUUCGCGUCAGCAACCUUAUCAAUUUCCACCCCAAAGAGACAGAGGAUAUGAUCCCGCUAGGAGAUAUUCUGCCUAAGAGCUUGAGAGUUUUACAUCUAGCUGACUGCAACGAGGACCACUGUACUGUAUUGGUCACCCACCUCGAGGAUCUUCUUGAUCGGCGAGAGGAACAGUUUCCAAAUCUACACUCCUUACUCGUCUCUCCUGAACGGGAGGAACCACACGGAACGAGAAUUUGCAUUAAGGAGUCCUUCAGGAAGCAAUGGACGACCCUCGGGGCAAUGUGUGACCGGGUUGGUGUUCGGUUCUCUCUUGGGAUUGGGGAAAAGAUGGCAACAAAUGUAAAGCAUUGGUCUCCGGGAAGAGUUGUAGACGAGGCUUCGUUGAGUUGAUUCGACAUAUACCCUAGAUGGACCGGCAAUAGCCUCACCGAUAUUCCAUGCAGCCUAUACGUCUCUCCCAUCAUCUCGUACUCCCGUCCACCAUGCCCGGAUUUCUUGAUACCACGUCCAGCUUUCUACAGCACCGGCCCCGGCAAGAACAGCAAUGAGGACUGUUUUGCCCAUCUGAGUCUUGAAGCUGAGAUCAUACUUCCAGUAGUCCUCUCUCCUAUCGUUCGGUUGUUUCUUUUUAUGGGUGUGGUCUUGGUUUUGUAGAACGGUCCGCGUGGAGAAUGAUGCUGUGGCCCAAGGCGGGUGGCUAUGAAUGAUGCCAUGGAAGGGCUUGACACGUAACAAGGCCAUGUCGUUCGCACUCGAUGAUUCUGUAGGAUAGCU